UCUAUCUGUCGAGUUUCUGUUAUGAAAAUCCCCUCUGUCUCUCUCUCUCCCAAACUAAAAAACAUCAAAUUUUCUAUUUUUUAAUCUCAAGACAGCCACUAACUUCAUAUAAUUCAAUUCAAAGAGUGUGCAUUUGUAGGCACAUGCGCCUUCUCCUGGUUACUCAAAAUUAUCUGUGGACGAUUCAUCUUUGAGGAAGAGAGACAGGAUGCGGAGGUGGCUCUGUUGUACAUGUCAGGUUGAGGAGUCUUACCCCUCUCGCGAGAAUGACCACCUAAGGAGCCCUAAACAUUAUGCAGACACCAAUCCUGGGAAAGGCCAGAAGGCACCUCCAGUCAGAUCUGAAGUGCAGAAGGAAGCUCCGCCUAUUGAAGUACCUGCAUUAUCUUUGGAAGAACUUAAAGAAAAGACUGACAAUUUUGGUUCAAAGGCAUUGAUUGGGGAAGGAUCCUAUGGAAGAGUUUAUUAUGCUAACUUAGACAAUGGGAAAGCUGUGGCAGUAAAAAAACUUGAUGUUGCAUCUGAGCAAGAGUCAAAUAUUGAAUUUCUGACUCAGGUUUCCAUGGUGUCGAAAUUGAAGAAUGAAAAUGUUGUGGAGUUGCUUGGUUACUGUGUUGAUGGAAGUAUUCGAGUGCUUGCAUAUGAAUUUGCGACUAUGGGAUCUCUUCAUGACAUAUUGCACGGUAGAAAAGGAGUUCAAGGAGCACAACCAGGUCCUACUCUUGAUUGGAUCCAGCGUGUGAGAAUUGCAGUUGAUGCAGCAAGGGGGUUGGAAUAUAUGCAUGAGAAGGCACAACCUGCUAUUAUACACAGGGAUAUCAGAUCAAGCAAUGUGCUUCUAUUUGAAGAAUUUAAAGCCAAAAUUGCAGAUUUUAACCUUUCAAAUCAGGCUCCUGACAUGGCUGCUCGUCUUCAUUCUACUCGUGUUUUGGGAACCUUUGGCUACCAUGCUCCUGAGUACGCAAUGACUGGACAAUUAACACAGAAGAGUGAUGUGUAUAGUUUUGGGGUGGUUCUCUUGGAACUGCUGACUGGGAGGAAACCUGUCGAUCAUAAUAUGCCACGGGGACAACAGAGUCUUGUCACUUGGGCUACUCCAAGACUGAGCGAAGACAAAGUCAAGCAAUGCGUGGAUCCAAAAUUGAAGGGAGAAUAUCCUCCGAAAGGAGUGGCUAAGCUUGCGGCUGUGGCUGCACUGUGCGUGCAAUAUGAAGCUGAAUUCAGGCCGAAUAUGAGCAUUGUUGUUAAGGCACUUCAACCACUUUUGAAGGCUCCAAACCCAGCUCCUCCUCCUCCUCCUCCUCCAGAGACCUGAAAAGGCAAAGAAAAAGUUUCUGAAGUCAGAAAAUCUACAGCGGCUUGUGCACAGUUUGGUUACUUUGCUUGCGGAUUUAUUUAGUUUUACACUAUAUUUUUUGAUUGCCAGCAUAUGGGAUUGAAUGUGUAGGUUGGAAUCCGUCUACUAUUUAACAUCUCUGUCUUCUGUUGCUUGCUGCUGGUAUUAUGAUACCUCCAGGCUCUGCCAAUUCUUUUUCGAGUAAAAAUAUCAACGUUGUGAUUUGGUUGUGCGGCGGAUUUAUUAUUAUUGUUUGGUUUCGAUGAAUAUCCCCUUUGUGCCGA
Mercurialis annua (annual mercury) is the source of this 1620-nucleotide messenger RNA. Its product is annotated as PTI1-like tyrosine-protein kinase 1. The coding region runs from base 209 to 1315 and encodes 368 amino acids. The transcript is spliced from 8 exons. Lineage: Eukaryota; Viridiplantae; Streptophyta; Magnoliopsida; Malpighiales; Euphorbiaceae. The record is from RefSeq and is a predicted model, not a curated record. Gene Ontology annotation, molecular function: protein tyrosine kinase activity; ATP binding. Gene Ontology annotation, biological process: protein phosphorylation.